Molecule: messenger RNA, 455 nt
Organism: Anopheles arabiensis
Lineage: Eukaryota; Metazoa; Arthropoda; Insecta; Diptera; Culicidae
Exons: 7
Coding region: 21-455 (144 amino acids)
Source: RefSeq, a predicted model, not a curated record
CAAAGUAGAAUCCAAUCAACAUGAGUCGACUCAAAGCAUGGAUAUGGUCGGUACAAAUCAUUACCAUCUCAUUGAUGCUUCAGGAAGCCGUUGGGCAAACGACUCCCGCACCGGUUAAGCGAGCACAUCGUCUAAUUAUUAUGGAUUACGAAAAAAUAGGAGCAACGGCGGCACCCCAACAGUCGGCUCCGUUGCGUGUGCAGGCUACUACGAGACGACCGGGCGCAACACAGGUCCAAAUUCCAGGAGUUCAAGCGAAAUCCGGUGGUACGGUCGCAUACAGUGCUGGAUUUGGGGCAGCAAGUGUGGUGCCUGAGUGUACGAACUGUACCUCUGUGGACGAUGCUUUCGCUCCACUCGACUAUGACUACGCCAAUCUGACUUGGCUGGCGAAUGUGAGCUAUCCCGAAUAUACGGCGCUGGAACUGGCUACAGGCAAGGAUAUUUACUGCUGA